UAGCCACAGUAAAGGUUAACGUUGGACAGAUACAGAUUAGCCUGCAAAGUUGUACAAUACAUCCCGCUGACAAAAGGUACAAGACCAUAAUUAGGGCUUAUGUUUUGUAUGGAUUGCCAGAGUAAUUAAAUGGACUGGGACGUGACAUACUGUGUCUGGAAGCUGCUAAGUGUUGUUGUUUGUGCAUUACAGAUAAGAAGUGUAAACAUGGCUCCACUGCAAAUGGUUACUGUACUGUUGCUUUUGGCUGUUUCAGUAUCAGAGACAUCCACAACCAGGAUCAUCGGGGGUCAGGAGGUCCUGCCUUUCUCGAUCAAGUAUCAGGCGUCUCUGCAGUCCGGCAAGGAUCACUACUGUGGAGGAACAUUAGUGCACCCUCAGUGGGUGGUGUCUGCUGCCCACUGCUGGAUACCGAGCAGCAUAAUGAAGGUGGUGUUAAGUGAGCACAACCUGGAGAAAGAAGAAGGCUAUGAACAGGUCUUUAACGUCUCAAAGAUAUUUGUCCACAACUUUAACUACAAGACAUUCAACAAUGACAUCAUGCUCAUCAAGCUGAGCGAGCCGGCGCUGCUGAACGCCAACGUCCAGCCGGCCGCUCUGCCCGAUGACAGCACGCCUCCACUUUUUUAUGACACCUGCACAGUGAGCGGCUGGGGUGUGACACAGAUUUACAGUUCCUACCUGUCCCCUGUGCUACGUGCUGUGGAUGUGAAAAUAAUCCCUUACUGCAGUUAUUACUACUGGGGGAUGAUCACCUCAAACAUGCUGUGUGCUGGAUCUCCGAUGGGUGGCAAAGAUUCCUGCCAGGGUGAUUCUGGUGGUCCACUUAUCUGCAAUAACUACCUCGAGGGCAUCGUCUCCUGGGGCAUCAGCUGCGCAAGCCCAUACUUCCCUGGAGUCUACACCAGAGUGAGGAGCUACGUCAGCUGGAUCAACUGGAUUAUCAACAAUAACGCACCAUGAACAGUCGCCACAUUCCUCGAUCACCAGCCAAUUCACUACAUUAUUUUCAGUGGCCUUUUUUAAUAAUUACUCACAACUUUCUUUGUAUAUUUUAUAGUAAUAUAUGUCAACUUUACACACUAAGCUUAUUGCAGUUCAUAACGGUGGGGUAUAUAGAGUAUAUAGAGUACUCCAAAAUUAUGACGGUUAUCUGUCAUUUCUAGAUGUAAGGUUUCCUGGAAAUGUGUUAAUUUGCUCAAAAUUCAUUGAUUUUCAUUCAUUCAUUGUUCUGAAAUGAGAUACAGCAAUAAAUCCAUUCUUAGUAUUUUGAUUAUUAUUAGUAGCACGUGUUUUUACGUAACUGUAUUUAGCUCAGAGACCAACCUGACAAACCAGCCUACCACCAGUUCCCUUCAGCUCCACAGACUGUUGUUUGUCACUAUGACACUGUGCCUUUCACAUUACAUUUAGUCAUCUAAUAUAAUGGGAACAUGAAAAUACUGACUGAAUAUUACAGCACAG
This is a messenger RNA of Scatophagus argus, 1464 nucleotides long. Its product is annotated as trypsin. Gene Ontology annotation, molecular function: serine-type endopeptidase activity. Lineage: Eukaryota; Metazoa; Chordata; Actinopteri; Scatophagidae. The transcript has 5 exons. Bases 130 to 963 code for a protein of 277 amino acids. Gene Ontology annotation, biological process: proteolysis. The record is from RefSeq and is a predicted model, not a curated record.